Molecule: messenger RNA, 927 nt
Organism: Anopheles marshallii
Lineage: Eukaryota; Metazoa; Arthropoda; Insecta; Diptera; Culicidae
Product: alpha-tocopherol transfer protein-like
Exons: 6
Coding region: 1-927 (308 amino acids)
Cellular component (GO): membrane
Molecular function (GO): phosphatidylinositol bisphosphate binding
Source: RefSeq, a predicted model, not a curated record
AUGGCUUCGUUACAGUUUGAUGACAAAAACGUACCCUAUCUCGACCUCGGCGACGGCUAUCGGAUCGCGCUGGAAGGCGACGAGUAUACAGAUGCGAAGGCAAAGGAAAAGGCCGCCCGGGAGUUGCGCGAAACGCCGGACGUGGUGGAGAAGGCAAUGCAAGAAUUGCGCGCCCUGCUGCAAGACGAAAAGACUCUCUACGUCCCGAUGGAUAAUGAUCCGUUCAUGAUUAAGUUCCUGCGUCCGUGCAAAUACUACGCCCAAAGUGCCUUUGAGCUGAUUAAGCGCUACUAUCGCUUCCGUAGCAAACAUCCGGACCUGUGCGAUGAGCUGUACCCCGUAUCGGUGAAGCAUGUCUACGGGGAAGGAUUGGUCCAUUUUCUCCCACUGCGCGAUCAGCAUGGUUCCCGCAUUUUGGUGCUCGAGUGUGGAAAGAAAUGGAAACCAGCGAAGGUGUCCCUUACCGAUCUGUUCCGCGCGGUACAGAUCGCACUGGAAGCGGGCAUGUAUGAGCCGCGCACACAGCUAAACGGUGCCAUCGUCAUACUGGACAUGGAGGGACUGUCGCUGUCCCAGAUCAUGCAGUUUACGCCCAAGUUCGCGGCGAUGGCACUCGACUGGAUCCAGCAGUGUACGGCGAUGCGUCUCAAGUCGGUACACAUCGUGAACAAUUCGUAUCUGUUCAAUAUGCUGUUUGCCAUCUUCAAACCAUUCUUGACGGAAAAGUUACGCAAGCGGCUAUUCUUCCACCAAAAGGAUUGGAACUCACUGAUGUCACACAUCGAUGCCAAAUGCUUGCGUCCCAAGUACGGUGGAACACUGGAAUGUCUGGAAACGGAUGGAAAGCUACUCGGUGAAAUGUUCGAGCUGUACCACAAAGAAUUUGAACUUGCCAACUCCUUCGGUUACCUCCGGAAACAGGACUAG